AUGGUUUCCAAGACUUUUGUUCUGUUGGGUCUCUUUGCAUUUCUUCUCGUCGUUUCAGAAAUGGCUGUGGCAUCUUCACGGCAGUUGGGGACAGUGAAGUCAGAGAGUAAGGAAACUGUGCAACCUGAAGGAUAUGGUGGUGGCCACGGCGGCCAUGGAGGUUACAACGGAGGAGGACACAGCGGUGGUGGAGGAUACAGCGGAGGAGGAGGAUACAAUGGAGGAGGAGGAUACAGCGGUGGUGGAGGAUACAGCGGUGGUGGAGGACACAACGGCGGUGGAGGAUACAGCGGUGGUGGAGGACACAACGGCGGUGGAGGAUACAGCGGUGGUGGAGGACACAACGGCGGUGGAGGAUACAGCGGAGGAGGAGGACACAACGGCGGAGGAUACAGCGGAGGAGGAGGACACAACGGAGGUGGAGGAUACAACGGAGGAAGAGGAGGCCACGGAGGACGCGGUGGACACGGAGCAGAAGCCGUUCAGACUCAGACUGGUCACUAA
Microthlaspi erraticum is the source of this 504-nucleotide messenger RNA. NCBI's taxonomy places the organism in Eukaryota, Viridiplantae, Streptophyta, Magnoliopsida, Brassicales, Brassicaceae. The record is from the annotation of a GenBank genome assembly.